GCACGACGCGUGCGGGACAAAGCAGCCUGGAAGGGGCGAGCGGAGAGGUGGCAGGAAUCUGGAGGUGUGAGCGAGCUUCCCAGGGGAUGGCCCGAGCGUGGGAGCGCAGAAGGCCGGGAGGCGACAGAGACCUGAAGAGACGAUCCCAGAGGCCAAGACGUAAACCUGGUGAGAGACGCAGAGGCUGGAGAGACCUGGAGCCUGAGAUGCCGAGACCACCAAAGACCCAGCGACCCAGCGCUGAAGUUGCUAUACGUCCUGAAAAGAACGUGAAAGAUAACAGAGAUAGAGACGCCGAGAGGAACGCGGAGACGCAGAAAGACGGCGAGACAAACAAGGCCAAGACCGUGUAUAUAGAAUGAGCGCUUCAGAAAACAGGAAAUAAGAGAGAGCGAGAGAGGAAGAGAAAGGAAAAAAGAGCAAGGGCCUUAGAGCUUGCGGGGCGGGAGGACCGCGCCCCUCCCCCGCGGAGGGCUGAGAGGACUCCCGGGGUAGGGAUCCGAGCUCCUGGUCCUUUCUCAGGAUCACGCCUGCGGAGGUGCGGGCAGAGGGGGCGGAAGGAGGGGUGUGGACAGAGGAACCACAGGCUGGGAGGAUGGGAGUGUGAGGACGUUCGGAAAUCAGGUUUCGAUCCGGAGCCUAAAAGUCUGCGAUGGAGUUAAAAAAAAAAGUAUUAAUAUUAAUGUUUGGUAGAAAUCAUAAACAAAGAUGCUUCUCAGAUACAUUAGAAAAGAUAUUUUUGGGUAAAGGAAAAACAAGUACUAGCAUUGCAUUGGCCGGGAAUCGAACCCGGGCCUCCCGCGUGGCAGGCGAGAAUUCUACCACUGAACCACCAAUGCAACCGGCAAAGAUGCCUCCUUAGCUCUCCCUCAGUAUGGAGGGAAUUGAGGCCCGUAGCCAGGCACAUAUUACAGGCCAGGGACUCCGCAAAGGAAUGGCUCCAAUAGACGUGGGUGGAGCGCCAGGCCAUCCUUCCUCCCGCCCGGAUCCGGUCACCCGGCCAUAAAGUCGCCCCAUAUGGCCAGGGGCGGCCCCACACCCGGGUGCGAACUGCCCAGGGCCCCAAGCCUCGCGUGCAGGCACUUUGUCCUGAUGUCUCCAGGUGUUCACGCAUCAUUCUUCAGAGUCUCAGGCUUUUGGUUUGAGAUGCUGAAGCCGCUUGUGGAGAAGCGGCGCCGGGACCGCAUCAACCGCAGCCUGGAAGAGCUGAGGCUGCUGCUGCUGGAGCGGACCCGGGACCAGAACCUCCGGAACCCGAAGCUGGAGAAAGCAGAGAUACUGGAGUUCGCCGUGGGCUACUUGAGGGAGCGAAGCCGGGUGGAGCCCCCGGGGGUUCCCCGGUCCCCAGCCCAGGACGCCGAGGCGCUCGCCAGCUGCUACCUGUCCGGCUUCCGCGAGUGCCUGCUUCGCCUGGCGGCCUUCGCGCACGACGCCAGCCCAGCCGCCCGCGCCCAGCUCUUCUCCGCGCUGCACGGCUACCUGCGCCCCAAGCUGCCCCGGCCGGAACCGGUAGAUCCGAGGCCCCAGGCGCCACAAGCGGGCGCCCAAAGCCCCGCCGCUCCCGCCGCCCGCUUUCUGGAGACCUUGGCCCUGAGCUUUGGGGGGGGCUGGGGGUAG
Vicugna pacos (alpaca) is the source of this 1617-nucleotide messenger RNA. The record is from RefSeq and is a predicted model, not a curated record. Lineage: Eukaryota; Metazoa; Chordata; Mammalia; Artiodactyla; Camelidae.